AUGGCAUUAUUACGCAGCAUUUCGAAAUUAGAUUUAAGAUAUUCUUUAUCUAGAGUCAUAAGUGCUACUUACUGCACGAACCCAAAUGUAAAAGAACGCAUAGAGGGGAUUGUAAAGGGGAGUAAAGUGGUGGUUUUCAUGAAGGGCACUCCUGAUGCCCCUCGAUGUGGCUUCAGCAAUGGCGUUGUCCAGAUUCUCAAAUUUCAUGGAGUGGAGAACUUCGAUGCCCACAAUGUCCUCGACGAUGAUGAUAUAAGGCAGGGAAUCAAGGACUAUUCAAGCUGGCCUACGAUACCCCAGAUAUACUUGGACGGAGAGUUCCUGGGUGGCUGUGAUAUCAUGCUCGAAAUGCACAAGAGUGGUGAUCUGAUCGAAGAACUAAAAAAGGUUGGAAUACGCUCAGCCUUGUUGGAUAUAGAAAAGAAGAACACAGACUCGUAG
Lineus longissimus is the source of this 441-nucleotide messenger RNA. RefSeq names its product glutaredoxin-related protein 5, mitochondrial-like. Gene Ontology annotation, cellular component: mitochondrial matrix. The record is from RefSeq and is a predicted model, not a curated record. The transcript is spliced from 2 exons. The coding region runs from base 1 to 441 and encodes 146 amino acids. Lineage: Eukaryota; Metazoa; Nemertea; Pilidiophora; Heteronemertea; Lineidae.